This is a messenger RNA of Choloepus didactylus (southern two-toed sloth), 4932 nucleotides long. It is a transcript of the gene SPAST, whose product is annotated as spastin. The coding region runs from base 334 to 2178 and encodes 614 amino acids. Gene Ontology annotation, molecular function: microtubule severing ATPase activity; ATP binding; ATP hydrolysis activity. Gene Ontology annotation, cellular component: microtubule cytoskeleton. The record is from RefSeq and is a predicted model, not a curated record. NCBI's taxonomy places the organism in Eukaryota, Metazoa, Chordata, Mammalia, Pilosa, Megalonychidae. The transcript is spliced from 17 exons.
GAGGCGUGCGCGUGCUUGCCGGAAAAAGACUUGGGGGUACGUGCUCGUGAACGGCCUCCGCGCUGAGCUACCAAGCCGCUGAAAGGACAGAGAGAGGGAGGGGCUGGAGCUAGGACUCCGCUCGCACCGACCGCAGGAGAAAGGGUUGUGCUCCUAGCCGAGGAAGGAGAAAGGGGCGGGGCCGGCGGCCGGCGAGUGGAGGUGCUGAGGCCCUAGGGCCAGCGGGCGCGCGAGGGUCGGUGGCCUUCGCUGUCGCAGUGGCCGCCGCCGUCGCUUGGUCGCCGUCGGUCUGCGGGAGGCGGGUUAUGGCGACGGCGGCAGUGGGAGCUGUGAAUGAAUUCUCCGGGUGGACGAGGGAAGAAGAAAGGCUCCGGCGGCCCCAGCAGCCCGGUGCCUCCCAGGCAUCCGCCCUCCUGCCUGGUCCCCGCCCCUCCCGUCGCCGGGCCGGCCCCUCGGCAGGAGUCGCCUCAUAAGCGGAACCUGUACUACUUCUCCUACCCGCUGUUCGUAGGCUUCGCGCUGCUGCGCUUGGUGGCCUUCCACCUGGGGCUCCUCUUCGUGUGGCUCUGCCAGCGCUUCUCCCGCGCCCUCAUGGCCGCCAAGAGGAGCUCCCCGGCCGCGCCGGCCUCCGCGUCGCCCGCGGCGCCUGUGCCGGGCGGGGAGGCCGAGCGCGUCCGAGCCUUCCACAAGCAGGCCUUCGAGUACAUCUCCAUUGCCCUGCGCAUCGAUGAAGACGAGAAAGCAGGACAGAAGAAGCAAGCUGUGGAAUGGUACAAAAAAGGUAUUGAAGAACUAGAAAAAGGAAUAGCAGUCAUAGUAACAGGACAAGGUGAACAGUGUGAAAGGGCUAGGCGUCUUCAAGCUAAAAUGAUGACUAAUUUGGUUAUGGCCAAGGACCGUUUACAACUUCUAGAGAAGCUGCAACCAGUUUUGCAAUUUUCCAAGUCACAAACGGACGUCUAUAAUGACAGUACUAACUUAACAUGCCGCAACGGACAUCUCCAGUCAGAAAGUGGAGCUGUUCCAAAAAGAAAGGAUCCCUUAACACACACUAGUAAUUCACUGCCUCGUUCAAAAACAGUUAUGAAAUCUGGAUCCACAGGUCUCUCAGGCCACCACAGAGCACCAAGUUGCAGUGGAUUAUCCAUGGUUUCUGGAGUGAGACAGGGGCCUGGUCCUUUAACUGCAACUCAUAAGGGAACUCCAAAAACAAAUAGAUCAAAUAAACCUUCUACCCCUACAACUGCCACUCGCAAAAAGAAAGACAUGAAGAAUUUUAGGAAUGUGGACAGCAACCUUGCCAACCUUAUAAUGAAUGAAAUUGUGGACAAUGGAACAGCUGUUAAAUUUGAUGAUAUAGCUGGGCAAGAGUUGGCAAAACAAGCAUUGCAAGAAAUUGUUAUUCUUCCUUCUCUGAGACCUGAGUUAUUCACAGGGCUUAGAGCUCCUGCCAGAGGAUUGUUACUCUUUGGUCCACCUGGAAAUGGAAAAACAAUGUUGGCUAAAGCAGUAGCUGCAGAAUCUAAUGCAACUUUCUUUAAUAUAAGUGCUGCAAGUUUAACUUCAAAAUAUGUGGGAGAAGGAGAGAAAUUGGUGAGAGCUCUCUUUGCUGUGGCUCGAGAACUUCAGCCUUCUAUAAUUUUUAUAGAUGAAGUUGAUAGCCUUUUAUGUGAAAGAAGAGAAGGAGAACAUGAUGCUAGCAGACGUCUAAAAACUGAAUUUCUAAUAGAAUUUGAUGGUGUACAGUCUGCUGGAGAUGACAGAGUACUUGUAAUGGGUGCAACUAACAGACCACAGGAACUUGAUGAGGCUGUUCUCAGGCGUUUCAUCAAACGGGUAUAUGUAUCUUUACCAAAUGAGGAGACAAGACUACUUUUACUUAAAAAUCUGCUAUGUAAACAAGGAAGCCCAUUGACCCAGAAAGAGCUAGCACAACUUGCUAGAAUGACUGAUGGAUACUCAGGAAGUGAUCUAACAGCUUUGGCAAAAGAUGCAGCUCUGGGUCCUAUCCGAGAACUGAAACCAGAGCAGGUGAAGAAUAUGUCUGCUAGUGAGAUGAGAAAUAUUCAGUUAUCUGACUUCACUGAAUCUUUGAAAAAGAUAAAACGCAGUGUGAGCCCUCAAACCUUAGAAGCAUACAUACGUUGGAACAAGGAUUUUGGAGAUACCACUGUUUAAGGAAAUAUCUAUGUAAAACUGCAGAAUAUUUUACUUAGCAAGAAAGAAACACUCGAUCUUCAGUGAACAGUUAUUAUCUCAGCCUAUGUUUACAGGACUUUUCAGAGUCUUACAGUUGUUUGUGACUAAACUUGAAGGUGAACCAGAAAACAAAUUAAAAUAAAGUAUACAAUGCAAAUGGAAUAUUUUGUUGUUUAAGGCCUGCUUCUCUUGAUGGUUAUCCCAAUGGGCACUAUAAGUUAGAGCACAACAAAAACUGAUAUGGUCUUCUUUACCAGUAUAAUCAUAAUGUAAAUAAUAAUUUAUAUGUUGUGUCAGAGAUGAAAGUAUUCCAGGGGACAGUGAAUGGUAGAAGAUACAAGAGCCUUUGGUCGUUUGUCUUCUUAAAUAGUCCUUUAUCCUGUUUUGUUUUCAUACUGUUGUCUUCAUUAUGGUUGAUUAGAAUGCCAAACACUGUAUCAUUUCCAGAGUGCCAAAUGAAACUUUUUCCUACAGAACAGAAAUAGGAAAAAGUAUUUUGAGAGUUCUUUUCCUUCAUAAAUCUACAAAUAUUAAACAGUUAUAUUCUUUAAAAGUAGUUGUCUAUUACCAAACAAUUUGGAAACAGUAUGAUAGCAACAAAGCAAAUCUGAUAAAAUAGAGAAGGAGGUUUGAAGGUUUAAGUUUUUCUGUCAUGAGAUUUGUAGACCAAUCCUCAUGUGACCUACAGUAUUUUUUUCUUCUGAUAUAUUUGUCAAAAAUCUAUCAUAGACUGUUAACUUAUUCUUUAUGGAAUUUAUUUUCUCCUAGAAUUACUGUAAUGUUUUAAAGAGCCAAUGUUAACUGCUGUAAAAGUGGUUCCAGUGCCAGAAGGGAGAUACUGGGAGCUAAGAUUUCUAAUUUACUACUUAUUACUUUCCUACUGUUUACAAGACUAAUUAUAAACUAGUGGAACUACCAUCUUUUUAUUCUUGAUAAUUAGUAAUCUGUUCACAGGAACUUUAAAAAGUUACUGAAUUUUUAUACGUUGCAUACAUUUUAUAGGUUUCUUGUGCUCACUUUAUUAACUAAAAAGAUCCUGUUUGUUCUGCCUUUUGUUCCACAAAAGUUGUAUAAUAAUUCUGUUUCUUAUUUGUAUAAGUAUGCCUGCAUUUUUAUUAUAAAAAUGUCAUUGUAGGAAGUAGAAACUCUUAUAUCAUGGCCUUUUCAAUAUUGUAAUAAAGGCAAAUGGAUAUUUGCCCUUAGUUUACUGGUUAAAAGUUUGUUUACAGAAUUUUUCUUUGGUGCUUAAGUGAUGGUAUAAAAAAGUGACAUGGAUGGAAAGGAUAAUUUUGUAGAAGUAAAAAGAUUUUUCAUUUGGGAGAAAUAUCUUUGGUCUUGCAAGAAGCGUAUGUUAAAAUCAGGAACUUGCCCUACUAGGUAAAAAUUUUAUAAUAAUGACAUACAUUCUAACAUACUGUACUUUUGUUCUUUUUAAAGAUUUAUCUAAUUUAGAAGAUGUAUGAAUUCUUAGGAUCAAGUGCUGUUUGUAGCCAUUACUUAAAUCACAUCUCUUCUAAGUAUGACUUUAGAACUCCCUAGAUAAUAAAAGUGAAUUGAGAUAAAUAAAAUAAAACUUUUUUUUAAGCAUAGCUGUACAUAUUUUAGGUCAUGGUAGUAUCUUUUUAAAGUCUCAAACAUUAAAACAUCAAUUAUAAAACACUGAUAAUUAAAUAUGGUAAUAAUAUACCUGAUGACAAUUAUUGGGAAAAUCCCAAAUUAAAACAUUUUUCUAUGAUGCUCAAAAAAUUUUAUUUUUUCUUCAUUUGCAAAGGGAGUAAACACUGGAUACUUGGAUAACUGGCCAAUCAUACAAAAAGACUAUGUGUUUCCUCAUUUUUUUAAACUAUAAUCUAUAAAAUUAACAAUUUUUUGCAGUAAUUUAGUGUAGCUUACCACUUUUAUUUGGAAAGUUUUCAAAUGACAAAUAUUUCAAAUAUUAAAAGAUAUAAAAGUCAAGUUAAUGUUGUCAUAAGCAUUGGGUCAGAAAAUUAUAUUGUUGGAAUACCCAUCCAUGUAUAUAAGUUACUUUUUCUUUCCUGAUGAAGUCUAAAGUUGAAUGCUAGAGAGCUAUUUUCUAUAAAUUUCUACAAUUAGGUUUGAUUUAAGCAGUGUUUUUUCUUAUAAGGGCCAUGAAAAUGGAAUAAUGAUAUAGUAGGAGAUGGUGAGGGAUUGGUUUAGUCUUUUUCAAUAAAGAUAGAAGUUUUUGAGAUUUUCUGAAUUAAUAUUAGACUGAGCCUGUGUACCUUUGGAUUUUCCAUUGAGUUCUGUGUCAUGUUACUUCCAAAAAAGAUAAUGUUUAAAAAUUAAGCAUUUAAUGCAUUUUAAUAUGGCAGAGUUUUAUAAACUAAAUUAAAAUUUACUGAUGGACUGGACUUUGUACCAAGUGAAGGAAUCUGUACUAUCUAGAUAUCUUAAGGGUAAAAGCUUAUUCUAAGACAGUAUGCCCAUUGAGGUUAUUACAUUUCUUACUUGCAAGUAUGCUCUGUGUUUAGGAAGAACUGGAAGAAAAGCAGACUCUAGAAUUCUAAUUUAAAUUAAUAUAUCACUGUCGUUGUUUAUAGGGUAAAAUUAUUUAUAUUUUUUACAAAAACUAAUUCUUUUGGUAGAGGGAACCAUAUACAGUUGGUUUUUGAACUCUCAAGUCAAAGGAUUUUCCUUUAAAUGCUUGUCUCAGUUUUAAUCUGGUCUUUUGUACUUUUUGUGCAAAGAAAUGAAUUAAAGCAUUCAGCUGUA